Callithrix jacchus (white-tufted-ear marmoset) is the source of this 5285-nucleotide messenger RNA. It is a transcript of the gene USP51, whose product is annotated as ubiquitin specific peptidase 51. The record is from RefSeq and is a predicted model, not a curated record. Gene Ontology annotation, molecular function: cysteine-type deubiquitinase activity; zinc ion binding. Gene Ontology annotation, biological process: protein deubiquitination. NCBI's taxonomy places the organism in Eukaryota, Metazoa, Chordata, Mammalia, Primates, Cebidae.
AUAGAUAGAUAGAUAGAUAGAUAGAUAGACAGACAGAUAGAUAGAUCUCCCCUUAACUCACAGAGACCAGAGUCUGACAGGAUUCUGAGGGAUUCCUGCCAGAGAGCUGCCAUCUCUGGAAGCCCCCACCCCCACCCGGGUGAAUCUUUUUGCUGUGGAGUGCGGGCCUGGAGCUAGGUGAGGCCUGAGCCUCCAUUUCAGGGGCUUUCUGUAGAAUCUGUUGCUGCUGUUGCCUUCAGUAGAUUCUGUUUCAGGAAGAGGUUUGCCUGCCUGCGCGGGACAGCGGUGCCAUUCAUCACUGCAGGAGGGCAGAAUCCGGGGCUGGGGGCCGCACGUCGAGAGGGGAGGGGCCAGGGGGCGGCCCCCUUGUGACCAGCCCUGAGGAGAGGUCAGGAGAGAAGGCUGGCUGAGGAGCGCCUGGACAGCAGCAGUUGCUGACGUUCUAUAUCACGCGCCUGGGGCUCAAGGAUACAGGGAAAGAACGUCAGAGGAAGCUGCACCAAAGCGAGGCUGCGCAGGGCGCAAAAAAGCAGUCAGAGGGUGGCGCCUUUUUUAAAGAAGUUUCCAUCCUUUCCAUCCUAAAGCUGAGACCGUUCCCCACCCCCACCGUCCGCUAGCCUUCUGUUCCCAGUCCCCUGGCCCCCGCAUGAUCUGAUCGCCUUAAAGCAGUCGCAGCUCGUUUCCAGACGCCUUGCUCCUCAGGUCGGGCAGUGAUCCGAUGGCCCAGGUUCGAGAAACUUCUUUGCCCUCCGGCUCUGGGGCUCGCUGGAGCUCGGGAGGUGGGGGAGGAGCCUCGCCUGAGGAGGCGGUUGAGAAGGCGGGGAAAAUGGAGGAGGAGGCGGCGGGGGCGACGAAGGCGUCUUGGGGCCAGGAAGCUGAGGAGAUGAAGCUGGAGCCAUUACAGGAGCGUAAGCCUGCACCGGAGGAGAACUUGACGUGGAGCAGCAGCGGCGGCGACGAGAAGGUGCUCCCUUCUAUCCCCCCUCGCUGUCACAGCAGCUCCUCGCCCGUUUGCCCGCGCCGCAAGCCCCGCCCUCGGCCCCAGCCCCGGGCCCGUUCCCGCUGCCUGCCCGGGCUCUCGGCCCCACCCCCGCCUCCGGCCCGGCCCCCGCUCCCGCCGCCACCCCCGCCCCCACCCGCACCGCGGCCCCGGGCCUGGCGUGGAUCCCGGCGCAGAACCCGGCCUGGUUCCAGGCCUCAGACACGGAGAAGCUGCUCUGGUUACCUAGACGGCUCGAGGGAUCCUGGCGGUUUAGGGGACUGGUUACUGGAGGUCGAGUUUGGGCAGGGUCCCACAGGCUGCUCUCAUGUGGAGAGCUUUAAAGUAGGUAAGAACUGGCAGAAGAACCUGAGGUUGAUCUAUCAGCGUUUCGUUUGGAGUGGGACCCCAGAGACUAGGAAACGUAAAGCAAAGUCAUGCAUCUGUCAUGUAUGUAGUACCCAUAUGAACAGACUCCACUCUUGUCUCUCCUGUGUCUUUUUCGGCUGCUUCACUGAGAAACAUAUUCACAGACAUGCCGAAACAAAACAGCACCACUUAGCUGUAGAUCUUUAUCAUGGGGUUAUAUAUUGCUUCAUGUGUAAGGAUUAUGUAUAUGACAAAGACAUAGAACAGAUUGCCAAAGAAACAAAAGAAAAAAUUUUGAGAUUCUUAACUUCCACCUCAACAGACGUUUCUCAUCAACAGUUUAUGACAUCAGGGAUAGAAGACAAGCAAGCAAUCUGUGAGACAAAGGAACAGGAACCAAAAUUGGUGAAACCCAAAAAAAAGAGAAGAAAAAAGUCAGUCUAUACUGUAGGCCUGAGAGGGCUAAUCAAUCUUGGGAACACUUGUUUUAUGAAUUGUAUUGUCCAGGCACUUACCCAUAUUCCUCUACUGAAAGAUUUUUUCCUCUCUGACAAGCACAAAUGUAUAAUGACAAGCCCCAGCUUGUGUCUGGUCUGUGAAAUGUCUUCGCUUUUUCAUGCUAUGUACUCUGGGAGCCGAACUCCUCACAUUCCCUAUAAGUUACUGCAUCUGAUAUGGAUUCAUGCAGAACAUUUAGCAGGGUACAGGCAGCAGGAUGCCCAUGAGUUCCUUAUUGCUAUAUUAGAUGUGUUACAUAGACACAGCAAAGAUGAUAGUGGUGGGCAGGAGACCAAUAACCCCAACUGCUGUAAUUGCAUCAUAGACCAAAUCUUUACAGGUGGCCUGCAGUCAGAUGUCACAUGUCAAACCUGCCAUAGUGUUUCCACCACCAUAGACCCAUGCUGGGAUAUCAGUUUGGACUUGCCUGGCUCUUGUGCCACAUUUGAUUCCCAGAACCCGGAGAGGGCUGAUAGCACAGUGAGCAGGGAUGACCACAUACCAGGAAUCCCCUCACUUACAGACUGCCUACAGUGGUUUACAAGGCCAGAGCAUCUAGGAAGCAGUGCCAAAAUCAAAUGCAAUAGUUGCCAAAGCUACCAGGAGUCUACUAAACAGCUCACAAUGAAAAAAUUACCCAUUGUGGCUUGUUUUCAUCUCAAGCGGUUUGAACAUGUAGGCAAACAGAGGCGAAAGAUUAAUACCUUUAUCUCCUUUCCCUUGGAGCUUGAUAUGACUCCAUUUUUGGCCUCUACUAAAGAGAGCAGAAUGAAAGAAGGCCAGCCACCAACAGAUUGUGUGCCCAAUGAGAAUAAGUAUUCCUUGUUUGCAGUGAUUAAUCACCAUGGAACUUUGGAAAGUGGCCACUAUACCAGCUUUAUCCGGCAACAAAAGGACCAGUGGUUCAGCUGUGAUGAUGCCAUCAUCACCAAGGCUACCAUUGAGGACUUACUCUACAGUGAAGGGUAUUUACUGUUCUAUCACAAACAGGGCCUAGAGAAAGACUAGUUUUACCAGACCACUUACUGAAAAAAAAGUAAAUGAUUAGGCAAGUAUUUGAAGUGACACACAAACCUACUUGGAAUGGACAACGAUAAUAACACCUUUAUGACAGGUAGUAUCUUGAUGUAAAGAACCUGUUUUAGCAUGGCUCAUGGGUAUGUAGGAAGGAAAAAAUGAAUACUAACCAGUGACCUUUCAACCUUCAGAAAUGAGGAGAGGGAGAAGAGGUUGAAAAUGGUCUCAUAAAGCAUAAUCAAAUGAAAAGAAUGCCUUAGGUGGGGAGAAAAGGAGUAGAGGUGUUCUGAUGCUACUAUAUGUCAUUUGUUUCUACAGAAAUACCAUGUGAAGUCAAAGUAUUCCUUUAUCAGCAAAAACUUCACAAUUGGUGUUCCAGCUGUGGCUGGCCAGCCAAAUAGUUUGAAAGAAAAAUACUAUUUUAAAAUAAAAUUUAAAAAGCUUUAAAAGAAAAACAUUUAAAAAGGAAAAAAAAUCAUUUAUAAAGUUUGAAAAAAUUUUUAAAUGUUGAAAAAAUUUGAGUUGAUAUUUUUAAAAAAUAUUUUAAAAAUUAAAAAUAAUUUUUUAAUUUAAAGAAGUUUCAGAAUUUUAAAAAUUAAAAGCAAAUGAAAUUAAGAAAUUCUUAAAGUUUAAAAAUGUAAAAUAGAUUAAACAAGGAACAAGGUUAAAAAUAAAAGUUUACCAAAAAAUGAAAAAAAUACUGUUAAAAAUUAACGAGAAAAAAGGAACAUCUUAAAACUUAAAAGUUUCAAAUGAAGGAAAAUAAUAUAAAUAGAUAUGUCAAAAUUAAAGCAUAAAAUAUGCAUAUUUAAAAAGUUAACAAAAUUAUUACUGUAAUGAUUAAGAAAUAAAUUUUCAAAAAUACAGAAUGGAAUGCAAUUCAAAUUUUAGAGAAAAGUUUAAAGGAGGAAAGUUUAAAAUAAUUCGAGACAAAAAGACAAAAUUUGUUUAAAGACAAAAAUUGAAAAAAAGUAGGAAGAAAAUGCUUGUGAAAUAAGAACUUUACAUAAGUUCAAUUCAGGAGAUUUAAAUGAAAAUUUAAAAUAUUUAAUUAAAGAUUCUAAAAUAUAAACUUAAAACAGUUACAUAAAAAUUGACAAAUGAAAAAAUGUAAAACAAGUAGAAAAAUAUUAAAAUGAAAAGUUUAAAAGGUUCUAUUUUUUUAUUUAAGCAUAUUAAAAUACAGACGGGUAUGAAAGAAAUAAAUGGAGGAGACAGGAAUAAUAAGACGGGGUAUGUCAGCAUAUAUAUUUUUGAGCUUUAUGUUGAUAUAUCAAUAUAAUUUGCAAAAGGAAAUAGACAUUUUAAUCAUUAUCUUACCAUUAUUUUGUGAGAUGGCUGCAAGGCCUAAACACUAACCCACCUUCCCCUCUGAGAUUCUUUUUUUUUGAGACAGAGUUUUGCUCUUGUUACCCAGGCUGGAGUGCAAUGGUGCGAUCUCGGCUCACCGCAACCUCCGCCUCCUGGGUUCAGGCAAUUCUCCUGCCUCAGCCUCCUGAGUAGCUGGGAUUACAGGCACACGCCACCAUGCCCAGCUAAUUUUUUGUAUUUUUAGUAGAGACGGGGUUUCACCAUGUUGACCAGCAUGGUCUCGAUCUCUUGACCUCGUGAUCCACCCGCCUCGGCCUCCCAAAGUGCUGGGAUUACAGGCUUGAGCCACCGCGCCCGGCCCCCCUCAGAGAUUCUAUGCCCCAUCUCAUAUCCUGAAGGAAGUUAAAUUACUUCCUAGGCAUAAUCAAUUCAUCUGAGAAAAAUGAAAACAUUAGGGACUUUCACAUUUAGAACUGCAUUAUUCAUACAAAUUCUUAGCUUCUGAAAAGGGGUUCUUGAUAAUUUGGUGUCUUAGAGAAAUUAGCUCACAGCUGUGAAGCUCUGGCUUUUGUAUUUGAGCCCCAUGGCCUGAUUGAGGAAGUGGCAGGGACCCAUAUCUGAGGCCCUCCCUCCCACCCUCCUUUUUAGCCUUUAAUUUCCGUAGUAGAGUUAUGGGUUUGUGCUUGGAGUCCUUCUGCUCAUUCGUUAUUCCUUCUUUAUUUCCUUUUUUCGUCACUCAUGCCUAGUUUCCUGAACCCCUCACUUACCUGGCCUUACCUACAUCUCUGAGCCCUAGCCUGUAGGGCUCCUUCUUUGACUAUUUACCUGGUGGCUUUUACUCUUCCUUCAAGACCUGGCUCACAGAUGACUUUUCUGGAGCCCUCCCUGAAUGUUCUAGGAAGGUAUAAAUGGGAAAAUUGUUCCUUCCUCCCCCUCUUUAUUCCUCUCACUGUGCCUCCAAAGUACUUUGUCCAUACCUCAGUGAUAGUACUUAUUCUACUGUGAUUUUAUUGUAGCUUUGUGAUUGUCUGCCCCUCUGCACUGAGCGUCCUGAGAACAGGGGGCUAAGCCUUAUUCAUUUCUGUGUUAAUAAAUAUUUGUUGAGUGUGAA